CUUUGGCUUCUUUCUCUCUGCAGAAAACUGCAAACUCUCCACCAAACUGCAUAGCAAACCAUCUCCACCAUGUCUCUUCUCACCCACCUGCUGGCGUGUCUCUUUGGUACGGGCUCCUGGGUCUCCGUCAACGGUCUGUGGGUGGAGCUGCCUCUGAUCGUCCCCCACAUCCCAGAGAGCUGGUACCUGCCCUCAUACCUCUCCAUUCUCAUCCAAAUGGCUAACAUUGGGCCUCUCUUCAUCACCCUGAUGCAUCGCUUCCACCCUGGUGUCCUGAAUGAGACAGCUGUCAUAUAUGUGAUCAUCAGCCUGGGCACUGUGGCCAGUUUCUUGCUGGGUUUCUUCUGGAAGGACACGGCUGUAGUGGCAGGUGUUCCACGCAGUGUGGCCCUCCUUGCCUUAACUUUCUUCCUGGCUACUGUCGACUGCACUUCCUCUGUCACCUUCCUACCCUUCAUGAUGCGCCUUAAGCCUCAGUAUCUCACCACCUACUACAUUGGAGAGGGUGUGAGUGGCCUCCUGCCUGCUCUGGUGGCUUUGAUCCAGGGUGUUGGGGUGGUUCACUGUACAAACAACACACAGUUUUGGAACCACACCCUGAACUCUUACAACAGCUCUGUGACCUUUGACCUCCAGGCCCAGUACCAGCCAGCAAACUUCUCCACUGAGGUGUUUUUCUUCUUCCUGAGUGCCAUGAUGCUGGUGUGUCUGGCGGCGUUCCUGCUGCUGAACUACCACCCAGAUGUGGCCAGGGAGCAUCCCAGCAGUCGAUCCACCAACAGGGUGAAAGAGAGGUCUCAGAAAAACAGGAAGUGGGUCGAAGAGAAGCCCAUGAUGGAGCCAUCCAGACCUGAAAACCAUAAACACAGAAGCAGCUUUGGCACUGGUGCUUACAGCUGGAUGCAGGUGUUUUACAUCUUUGCGAUUCUGGCCUGGGCUAAUGCACUGACCAACGCGGUGCUACCCUCAGUGCAGUCCUACUCAUGCAUGCCUUAUGGGAACAAGGUCUACCAUUUGUCAGCAACCAUGGCUGCUGUGUCCAACCCUCUGGCAUGCUUCAUCGCCAUGUUCCUCCCCAUAAGAUCCCUACUGCUGAUGGGGGCCCUCUCAGUGAUCGGCAGCGCAGUGGGAGCUUAUAUAAUGGGCAUGGCAGCGCUGAGUCCGUGUCCGCUGCUGGUUCACGAAACCUCAGGUGGUGUCAUUAUUGUGUUCGCCUGGAUCGUUUGUGUUCUCACUCUGUCCUAUGUGAAGGUGAUCAUCGGUGUGAUCCUGCGUGACGAGGGUCACAGCGCCCUCGUGUGGUGCGGAGCUGUAGUGCAGCUAGGCUCUCUGCUGGGAGCUGCCACCAUGUUUCCACUGGUCAGCGUGUACAGCUACUUCUCAUCAGGAGACCCGUGCAACACAAAAUGUCCUUAAAGAAUUCAUUUGUUAAAAGGAAA
Molecule: messenger RNA, 1439 nt
Organism: Monopterus albus (swamp eel)
Lineage: Eukaryota; Metazoa; Chordata; Actinopteri; Synbranchiformes; Synbranchidae
Gene: slc52a3-2a
Product: solute carrier family 52 member 3-2a
Exons: 4
Coding region: 70-1416 (448 amino acids)
Biological process (GO): riboflavin transport
Cellular component (GO): plasma membrane
Molecular function (GO): riboflavin transmembrane transporter activity
Source: RefSeq, a predicted model, not a curated record